AGGUAAAAUUACAAGUUUACUGUCUGUUUACAACACAAAAAAAUGCAAGUCGAAAAAACGAUUACUUAUAACUUAUAAGUUGCAACUUACUUCAACUUUGCUUGUUUAUUUGGAUUUUCAGCUUUGAGUCUUUGACUAACAUGUGGCAAGGUUUAUUUGCGGGUUACUGGUGCAGUUAUUGGUAUCUUCUUUGAAUAUUCCCGCUUUGGUCCAGGAUUGUCGUCAGCUUGGCGGUGAAAUAGUUUUCUCUGAAGGUUUCUCCGUUUCUGUAUUCGAGUUUGCUCGGUUGUAGCAGGAGGCUCGUUGCUCUUCUGGUACAGGAACUUAAUAUGACAUCACCGGGCCGAUUUGCUGUUCCUCUGCAUCGGAAUGCUGUGGUUAUUGAAAUUGGCUCGAAAUUGACACGGCUUGGAUUCGCUGGCGAACCUGCGCCCGCCGCAAUUGUGCCAAGCUUGGGUCAAGUGGCGGAAGGCAGGGUUAGUGCAAACUCUUUUUUCAAAGUAAUAUGCGAUUGCAUAUUGAUGGUAAACAUUCUGGAGACGCGUUUUGCAGAGAGUUGGAGUUACUGGACGUCGGGGUUGGUCAAGCUGAGCGACAAGAAGCACUUCGGAAGCUUUUUCAAGAAUGCCUACUCUAGGAUUCUGCUAACAAAUUCAAAGGAUCGAAAAGUGCUCGUAAUCCUGAACCCCUUUGUUUCGGAAAAGGUGGAAAAAGCUAUUUUGGAUGUUUUACUCGUACACUUUGAGGUGCCAUCUGUUGCUUUUGUCGCUCCUCACAUGACAGUUUUUGCCGCUCUGGGAACACUGCACACUGGAUUUAUUAUCGAUGUUGGAAAUACGACAAGACUGAUUCCAGUUUGUACGAACACCGCUGUUGUGGCUUGGGAGAGUCUGCCGCACAUGGGCUUCAGUGCACUUGUCAAGUAUGUUGAACAAGAUUUGCCCAAAGCUCUCCAGGUUGUACGGUCUUUAAUAAAUUCAGUGCCGGAUGCGGAAGAUACGCCUUCCGUAGUUCCAGUACAGGCAACUGCAACUGAAAUUUGCCAUAAUCUGGAUAUGGAGGACUUCACCCAAAAUCUGAUCGACCGCUGGAUACCGUGCACAAUUUCGAAAAGGGCUAAAAAAUUAAGAAACGGCGAAGCGUAUAGUGAGACAUUUAAGGCUUUUCCGGAUCUUAGACUGCAUUUGAAAACAGGAAAUCAAGUUCAUGAGGUUGUUGUUUCUGGGAGAUUUGUAGAAGAAAUAAUGGAGACCUACUUUGCUCCUGACACCGAUGGCCAGAAUUUUCCCACGCAGAUACUGGAUUGUAUUCUUCGGUGCCCAGUCGAUCUAAGAACAGCGAUGACGCAGAAUAUGCUGGUUAUGGGUGGAUUAGCCGAAAUAAGAAACUUUAUUCCACGCCUUAGCACGGAAUUGUCGGAAUUGGUUAAGGAAGAACCAUAUGCCACCAGGUUACCCAAUGCUUCGUUUCGGUUCAUCUCUACAGAAAAAAUUCCUCCCAGUAUUGUGGCAUGGAAAGGAUGUAGCAUACUGGGACAUGCUAAUUAUUAUCCGGAUUGCAUUUGGAUAACUAGAGAAGAUCUCAUGCUGCGAGCUACUGGAAGUAACGCCUCGCAUUUGUUAAAGGAGUGGUGCUACGUCGGUAAAGACCGUAGGGUAGUACGGUAGAAUACGUUGCACAAACAUGAGUGCAUUUGUGUUAACUUUCAGUUUGACGUUGUCUUUCGUUCAUAGAUGUUCAACAUUUUAUCAUGGUUAACGUUAUCAAGUAAAAACUUAACAAGUGCAGGCUGUGUAAAAUUGUAAAUGGACGUAUUAAGUGGCCGGUUAUGUGUUGUAAAGUCUCAGCCAAUCCGUAGAUGCAUUUUGCAUUUCCGAUACAUGUUUGUACACCACGCAGCAACUUCAUACGCCAAACAUCGAAAAUAAAGAGUUGUUAUAAG
Molecule: messenger RNA, 1942 nt
Organism: Paramacrobiotus metropolitanus
Lineage: Eukaryota; Metazoa; Tardigrada; Eutardigrada; Parachela; Macrobiotidae
Product: actin-related protein 10-like
Biological process (GO): microtubule-based movement
Source: RefSeq, a predicted model, not a curated record